UUCGCACAAUGUUUUAAGUUUCCUGCAACCAGGUCCACCAGGGUUGCUCGUGUCGAAAGCUUAGUACGUUCUGCAUCGUAACCUUGAUCAACUCGUUCACUUGAUCGACUACCAAACAUGGCACAACAUGCUGUAUGGACGAAGGUUGCGAGCCAUGAAAGACUUCAACGAUCGUCCGUUUCCGUCUGCGCCAUUGGAUCGGCUGCGUAUGUGUUUGGGGGCGAAUUGAAGCCUCGACAACCUCGGGACAACGAUGUCCACAUGAUCAACUUGGCAGAUGGCCAUAGCGACAGGAGAGUCCAAACAUUCUCUGCCAGCAAGGACUCUCCGCCACCGCGCGUCGGUGCGGCUGUUGCAACACUAGCCAACAAAAUGUACAUGUUCUCCGGUCGUGGAGGUGAGGCAAUGGCUCCCAUGGAUGAAAAGGGUGGGCUUUGGAUGUUCGAUCCGUCUAAGGAAGCAUGGAGCUUCUUGUCACCAUCGUCAAUGGCUUUCCCGGAGGCCCGGAGCUACCACUGCAUGGCCAGUGACGGCAAAGACACCAUCUACCUCCAUGCAGGUUGCCCCGAGAAAGGCAGAUUAUCCGAUCUGUGGGCAUUUGACGCUUCGGAGGGGAAGUGGACACAGUUGGCCUCCGCUCCUGGCCCACCGAGAGGCGGCGCAUCAAUAGAAUUCGUGGAUGGCAGACUCUACCGAAUGAACGGGUUCGACGGCAAAACGGAGCAAGGUGGUUGUCUGGACGUCUUCGAUACGAUCAGCAAUAGCUGGAGUUCCACCUCCUAUUCGGCUGACGGCACGUCGGGUCCUGGAGCUCGUAGUGUCUCAGCUUUGAAGGCAGUAAGGAAGAAUGGAAGCACGGUUCUUGUUACCAUGUUCGGUGAAAGCGAUCCCAGCUCUCUAGGGCAUCAAGGUGCGGGCAAGAUGCUGAGUGAUGUAUGGUCCUACUCACUCAAGGAACAGGAGUGGGCGGAGGUCAAGUCUGCUCAAGAUGUUCCACAAGCCCGAGGCUGGUUCGAUGCCGGCGUCGUUGAGGUAGAUGGAACGGAGGGCAUUGUGAUUGUAGGAGGUCUAGGUGAAUCGAACGAGCGCUUGGACGAUGCGUGGUUUCUCACGCUAGAAUGAAGCCGCGCAUUUCAGCUGGAUUAUCCAUGUUGUCGUGCAAAAGCUGUUAACGCGAACACUGAGAU
Molecule: messenger RNA, 1187 nt
Organism: Baudoinia panamericana UAMH 10762
Lineage: Eukaryota; Fungi; Ascomycota; Dothideomycetes; Mycosphaerellales; Teratosphaeriaceae
Exons: 3
Coding region: 118-1122 (334 amino acids)
Molecular function (GO): protein binding
Source: RefSeq, a predicted model, not a curated record